AUGGUGCGCUUCUUCCUCCCGCCACUGGAUCACGAGGAAGGCGACAGCGACGACGACGCCGCCGCGGUGAUAAAUAACGUUGCGGCGGAGGGUAAUGACGGAACGGCGGAUACUGACGUGUUCCAGAAAGACGUUUACGUUAGCGUCAACGUAGAAGACGGCAAUGGCCGCGGAGGCGCAGACGAUUCUCCCGCUGGUCGACCAGGCGACAAUUUGGAUAGCGUUAUUCACACGCAACCAGUUUAUUCCACGUCAGACUCUAAUCCCGCUGACGCUGCACGUUUCGCUGACGACGUAUCGCGUGGCGGGGCAUCUCGGCCGUACGUUCGAGAAUCUUCUGCUUCAACGGGAGAAGAGAUGCCUAUAGCGGGGGCAGAGAGCCCUGUUGGGGCGAUUUGGGGGGAAGCAGCUGCGGGGGAGGUAGAAACGGGGGUUGGCGGAGCCGGUGGCGAGGAGGGUUGGGUACGGGAAAGGGGGUUGAUGGCGGAGGGACGAGCGGCAGGUGCGGGUGAGGUGGCUGGUGGGGAGAGUAGGGCGGGAGACGAGGAGGGGACGGCAGGAGGCGAGGAGGGGAGGGGAGUAGCCGAGGAUGCGAGGGCAGCUGGCGGUUCGUAUGCAGCACAGAUUGCAGAGCAGUGCACUCGAGGUGACGUCACUCGAGCUGACGUCACUCGAGCUGGUGGCUGUGAACGAGCUGAUGUCAUCACUCGAGUUGGCAACCGUGCCCGACCAGAAAUAGCGGUGAAGAAUCCAGUGGCAGGAGCAGAAGCAGCAAAGCCAGCAGAACUGGCGGUGGAGGGGAGCGCACGGGAGAGGAUUAUAACGGAGGGUCUAGUAACGGAGAUGAUCAGCCAAGCCAAGCCAGCAGGAGGAGGCGGUGGUAGGCAUAGGAAAGAAGUGGAGAGCAUGGGAUUGUUGGACAGGGAAAAUGGUUAUGGUGUUGCCAGGGCUGGUGACUGCAUGGCUUCUGGGAGUGCUGUUAAAACCAAUUUGGCUUUUUGUUCGAGUCAGAAGGCGCGUGCAGAUUAUGGUGGUGGGUGUUACCCGUAUGGCCGACAGCAGGGUGCAGCCCGAGAGGAAACGUCCCAGGGAGAUGACACGUGUCCAGGAGAUGAGACAUGCCUGGGAGGUGACACGCGCCACAAAGAUAACAUCAGGUUAUUCAAAGACGACACUUGCCUUACAAGAGACGGCAGAGGAUGCGAACAAGACGACGACACGUGGUCGGGCAGGAGUAGGGGCCGUGAGAGGCCCUGUGCUGACGUGGCAGUGGGUGAGUCAGCAGCGGAUCAGCUGUGGGCGGCAGUGGAGGAGCUUCUGGAGUGCCCUGUCUGCUGCAUGGAGCUGUCUGCUCCCAUCUAUCAGAAGCCAUUAACCAUGGAGGGCGCUGCUGCUGUCGUGACGGAGGUCUCCAAGCAUGCCGUUGGAGCCCUUCCUGAUACCUUUUUGAAUGUCUUCAUUCCAGCAACUGCAGUUGUUGGCAUUCUCUUCGCCAUUUUCCAAUGGUUCAUGGUCUCUCGCAUCCGUGUCGGCGGUGCUCCGGAUGGCCAGUACGGCUUAUUGGAAGAUGGUACAGCGGACACUGUACUCCAACAGGUCUCGGAUAUCCAGUCCGCAAUUUCCAUGGGUGCUGAGUCGUUCUUGACGACAGAGUACAAGUACUUGGCCGUAUUCAUGAGCGGCUUUUCCGUGAUCAUCUUUUUGUUCCUUGGAUCCGUUGACAACUUCAAUCAGCAGGGCAUUGCAAACGCUGGUUUCAGCACCUUGGCCUUUAUUCUUGGAGCUUUGACCUCGACUGGAUCUGGGUAUCUUGGCAUGAAGAUCGCCACAUAUGCUAACGCGAGGACCACCUUGGAAGCCAGGAAAGGAAUUCCUGCGGCUUUUGUGGCUGCCUUCCGUGCUGGAUCCGUCAUGGGCUUCCUCCUGUCCGCAAACGGACUGCUAGUGUUGUUCCUGACGGUUCUUGCAUACAGGAAGUAUUACGGCGACGACUGGGCUGGGCUGUACGAGUCCAUCACAGGCUACGGUCUUGGUGGCUCUUCUGUCGCCCUGUUUGGUCGUGUUGGUGGUGGCAUCUACACCAAGGCUGCUGAUGUUGGCGCGGAUCUUGUGGGCAAGGUUGAGAGGAACAUUCCCGAGGACGAUCCUAGGAACCCUGCUGUGAUCGCCGACAACGUGGGAGACAAUGUGGGUGACAUUGCUGGCAUGGGUUCUGACCUCUUUGGCUCCUUCGCCGAGUCGACCUGCGCAGCGCUUGUGAUUUCGGCCCUGUCUCAGCCUGGAAAGGACCAUGAUUUCUCCGCUAUGUGCUUCCCUCUCCUGGUCAGCGGUGCCGGUAUUCUUGUGUGCCUGAUCACCACCAUUAUUGCAACGGAUAUUCAGCAAGUGAGGGAGAAGGCUGAGAUUGAGCCAGCGUUGAAGAAGCAGCUGGUUAUCUCCACUGUGCUGAUGACACCCGUGAUCUUCCUCGUUGCGUUCUACGCUCUUCCGCCAACAUUCAAGAUCACUGUUGUCGGACAGGGCGACAAGGUUGUCCAGAACUGGUACGCAUUCGCGUGCGUCGCAUCGGGUCUUUGGGCCGGCCUUCUCAUCGGUUUCGUUACCGAGUACUUCACGAGCAAUGCCUAUGUCCCUGUUCAGGACGUUGCUGACUCUUGCCGUACUGGUGCGGCCACUAACAUCAUCUUCGGCCUUGCCCUUGGCUACAAGUCUGUUAUCAUUCCGGUGUUCGCUAUUGCUGCUGCAAUUUACGUGAGCUUCCAGUUCGCUGGCAUGUACGGCAUUGCCUUGGCUGCUCUUGGCAUGCUGAGCACUCUUGCAACUGGUCUGGCCAUUGAUGCGUAUGGGCCAAUUAGUGACAACGCUGGUGGUAUUGCCGAAAUGGCGGGUAUGGGUGAGGAGAUCCGUGAGCGCACCGAUGCUCUCGAUGCUGCUGGAAACACCACUGCUGCUAUUGGCAAGGGCUUCGCUAUUGGUUCUGCUGCACUGGUGUCCCUCGCUCUGUUUGGAGCUUAUGUGAGCCGUGCCAAGGUUAACGUUGUCAACGUGACUGAGCCCCAGGCCUUUGUUGGACUCCUUGUUGGUGCUAUGCUGCCCUACUGGUUCUCUGCCAUGACCAUGAAGAGUGUUGGCAAGGCUGCUCUUGCAAUGGUGGAGGAGGUCCGUCGCCAGUUCAAUACCAUGCCUGGCUUGAUGGAGGGAACCACGAAGCCUGACUACAAGAAGUGUGUCGAGAUUUCAACUGCUGCCUCUCUGCGUGAGAUGAUUCCUCCUGGCGCGCUUGUGAUGCUGAGCCCUGUGAUUGCGGGAACUCUGUUUGGAACUACCACCCUGGCCGGCAUGCUGGCGGGUGCACUGGUGUCUGGCGUCCAGAUUGCCAUUUCUGCGUCGAACACUGGUGGCGCAUGGGACAAUGCAAAGAAGUACAUUGAGGCUGGCAACUCCGCUCAUGCCAAGAGCCUUGGACCCAAGGGCUCUGAUCCCCACAAGGCUGCAGUUAUUGGUGACACUGUUGGUGAUCCUCUGAAGGACACAUCAGGCCCGUCCCUGAACAUUCUGAUCAAGCUGAUGGCUGUGGAGUCGUUGGUGUUUGCUCCUUUCUUCGCCACUCAUGGUGGUAUCAUCUGGGGUGGCAGGUAG
This is a messenger RNA of Closterium sp. Yama58-4, 3639 nucleotides long. The record is from the annotation of a GenBank genome assembly. NCBI's taxonomy places the organism in Eukaryota, Viridiplantae, Streptophyta, Zygnematophyceae, Desmidiales, Closteriaceae.